Messenger RNA from Acanthosepion pharaonis, 1581 nucleotides. Lineage: Eukaryota; Metazoa; Mollusca; Cephalopoda; Sepiida; Sepiidae. The record is from the annotation of a GenBank genome assembly.
AUGGUUUGUCUGGAUUCUCUCUCUGUCAUUUUUCCAUCUGUCUCUCUUGCUGUCUUCUCCCCCUCCACACCUCAAUCUCUUGCCAUCCCCUCCCCAUCUCAUCCUCUUGCUAUCAUCUCUUCCUCCCUAUCUCGGCCUCUUGUUGCCAUCUCUGUUUUCAUUACUGCAAUUUCCCGUUAUUUUUUUUUUUUUUUUUUGUCCAUAAUCUGUCUUUCUUUCUUCCUUUUUGUCCAUCCCCUCUCUCUCUCUUUCUUCCUUUUGGUCCGUCCCCCCUCUCUCUCUUUCUUCCUUUUGGUCCGUCCCCCCUCUCUCUCUCUCUUUCUUCCUUUUGGUCCGUCCCAUCUCUCUCUCUUUCUUCCUUUUGGUCCGUCCCAUCUCUCUCUCUUUCUUCCUUUUGGUCCGUCCCAUCUCUCUCUCUUUCUUCCUUUUGGUCCGUCCCCUCUCUCUUUCUUCCUUCCUUUUGGUCCGUCCCCCCUCUCUCUCUUUCUUCCUUCCUUUUGGUCCGUCCCCUCUCUCUCUCUCCUUUUGGUCCGUCCCCCUCUCUCUCUUCCUUUUGGUCCGUCCCCCCUCUCUCUCUUCCUUUUGGUCCGUCCCCCUUCUCUCCCCAUCCGUCCCCCAUCUCUCUUCCUUUUCAUCUAUCCCCUCUCUUUUGUUUUCUUACUUUUCUUUACCACUUUUCUCUUUACCAGUCCGUCAGAUGGGACAGUCACACAUUUCGGAAAGGUGGAGAAUGGCGUCAUCAAACAAGUAAAAGGUGUCAACUUUUCUGUGGAGGGUUUUCUUGGGCCAAUUAGUUGGAAGCUUCCAUUUUCCCAGUCCGCCUCAAAAGCUGCAAAUGAGGUGAAGGGUCCAUCAAACGGACCUGUCGACCAGAACCAGAAUAUUUUGCCUCAUCUCAUCCAUCCAGAAAAUGUCCUCUAUCACUGUGUCAUUUAUCUUGCCCCUGGUGACUACCAUCGAUUCCAUUCACCAACCGACUGGAUUGUUUAUUAUCGGAGACAUUUCCCAGGGGAACUCCUGAGCGUGCAUCCAGGCAUGGCUCGUUGGAUCAAAGGCCUCUUUAACCUCAAUGAACGAGCUAUGUAUGUUGGACUGUGGAAACAUGGAUUUUUCUCUAUGACAGCUGUUGGUGCCACCAAUGUUGGAUCUAUACGCAUCUACAAUGACCAUGAAUUGGCUACUAACACAGGAAAAAAACCAGAUGGAACUUACUCAGACCGCUACCUGCCUAACGAAGAGAAUCCAGGUGUACCUGUGGAGAAAGGAGACCUUUUUGGAGAAUUUAACCUCGGAUCAACAAUCGUUCUCAUUUUCGAAGCUCCUAAAGAUUUCAAAUUUGGUGUAGAAGCUGGACAAAAGAUAAAAUAUGGUGAAGCUUUUGAUUUUUUCUUUUCUAUAGAAAGGCAACAUGCUGGAAAUUUUAAUUUAAAUAUUUCUUUCUUUUUCUUUCCUUCUUUUUCUCUCCUCUCUCUCUCUCUUCUCUCUCUCUCUCUUUCUUUUCUUCUCUUUCUUUUUCUUCUCUCUUUCUCUCUCUUUUUCUUCUCUCUUUCUCUCUCUUUUUUUUCUCCUUCUUCUAGCUGA